AGCUAGCCUGCCUGUGACAAAAUGUCGCACCUCCAGCAGAGCAAAGCCUCGAAUAAGUCGGCCGAGAUCCGGCGGCACUCGUUCCUCCUCGGGCUGGACUCGGCUGCCACGAGGAGGGAACUUGUCGGUACCGAGGUUUGGGUACCCAUCGCGGACGAGAAGGACUCCAUCACCUGCGAGGCUUUCGAAAAAGCGGUGAUUAGAAGCUUGAACGAACUGAAUGAUGUCGCUGGAGGAGAGCAGCAGGACGCUAAGAACUACGCUCCACCGAGUCAACAAGACUUCGCCCUCGAGGACCUCUCUGUUUCGAAGCCCAUCCUUGCGACACUGGAAUGCUACCCGCGGGAUGCGGGUUUGGUCCCCGGGGGGUUAUCGUCCAGCUCGAAAAUUCUCGAGAAUUUUGACCUCCGGGACUGCCGGAAUGUCAACGAAAGUCCUGUAGCCGCGGCGUCGAAAUCUUCUAAAGCUGGUGGUGCCGACGAUGCGGCUGGCAAAUUGCAACUCGCUGCCGGCGCGGCAAAUACCGGCGACAUCCUGAAGUUGCCGUUCGCGAACGACGCUGCAGUUUUGGACUGUUUGCGGCAGCGUUACUACGAGAACAAGAUCUACAGUUUUGUGAAGCCCAUGGUUGUGAUUCUGAACCCGUAUGAAAAUUUGAACAACACUAGCACCGAGAUUAUCCAGCAGUACCAUCAACUGAGCAGUGCUCCUACAGCUCCGAACGCGAAUGUAAUACCGGGUACUGGGCGGGCUUCAGCGGCUGGUAAACAAGGGAGUCAUGAUGACCACAGGGGGACGAGAGGUGGUGAAGGUGCCGUAGACCUGUCGACCGUCGAGCCGCAUGUGUUCGACCUGUGCCGCACCGCGUGGCAGGCGCAACUGCAGGAAAAUUGCAACAUUUCGUUCAUCAUUUCCGGCGAGUCCGGCGCGGGAAAGACGGAAACGACGAAACACAUCAUGAAAUACUUCGCCACUGAGAUGGUUCUGGUACUUAUUUUGUUAGAUCAGUGUCCGUGUUGCGUCGUUUUUUUGCCGCCCAAAAGGCUGUGGUGCUAUCUCUCGUAUGUACACGAUGUAGAUUUUUUGACAGGACACAUGUAUCAAAUUUCAAAGUCCUCAUUCAUUGCAGGGCACAGGGGCAGCUGCUGGACGAGAGCGAAAGUCCGUCGCCGGGCGCGGUGCGGCAAAAGACAAGGAGCAAGACAGCGGAAGCAACGUUCCAAAGGCAAUCAAGGAUCAAGCGGAAGACGGGGUCGAAGAUGAAGAGGCAGAUGAGCAAGCAUCGAAGAAAAAUCACCUGAUGCGCGGCAGCCGUUUCUCUUUCCUCGCAUCACAGGACCUGACGCACGAGCCACAUGAGUACGUUGCGGAGGACGUGGAGCCGGAAGAUGAACAGGAAAACAACAGAACGACUGGAAACGGAGCAGAACUUGCUGAAAGCGACGAGGAGGAAGAGCAUUCUGACUCCUCCUCCGACGGCGGCUCAGAGGAUCUCGAGCUGGAGAAAAUGAAGCAGAAGAAGUCCGAACACUACAGCGCGAUCCAGGACGCAAUCAUGCGCGCCAAUCCCCUUUUGGAAGCUUUUGGGAAUGCGAAAACCGAGCGCAACGACAACAGCAGCCGCUUUGGGAGGUUUGUGGAGCUCUACGUGGGAUCAGAAGAAUUGCACAGUUUUGACAGUGCCGCUUCAGCGAACAGACCGUCGAAAGCCAAUCGCCGCACGCGCAAC
This is a messenger RNA of Amoebophrya sp. A120, 1729 nucleotides long. NCBI's taxonomy places the organism in Eukaryota, Dinophyceae, Syndiniales, Amoebophryaceae. The record is from the annotation of a GenBank genome assembly.